Molecule: messenger RNA, 2208 nt
Organism: Heterobasidion irregulare TC 32-1
Lineage: Eukaryota; Fungi; Basidiomycota; Agaricomycetes; Russulales; Bondarzewiaceae
Exons: 5
Cellular component (GO): MBF transcription complex; SBF transcription complex
Molecular function (GO): protein binding; DNA binding; transcription regulator activity
Source: RefSeq, a predicted model, not a curated record
CAGGCCACGUACAGCGGGAUCCCCGUGUACGAGAUGAUGUGCAAGGGCGUCGCGGUGAUGCGACGGCGGGCCGACUCUUGGCUCAACGCGACACAGAUCCUCAAGGUGGCCGGCUUCGAUAAGCCCCAGCGCACGAGGGUCCUCGAGCGCGAGGUGCAGAAGGGUGAGCACGAGAAGGUGCAGGGCGGGUACGGGAAAUACCAAGGCGAGUCUCUCCGCAGCACUUGGAUCCCUCUAGAGAGAGGACUGCUGCUCGCCAAGCAGUACAACUGCGACCAUGCGCUCCGCCCUCUCAUCGAGUUCCAACCCGCCGCGAAGAGCCCCCCUCUAGCUCCGAAACACCUGGUGGCCGCGGGCUCCGGCCGGCCUGCGCGGCGCAAGCCCGUUCCCGAGGUUGAAGAAGACUCUGUAAUAGAUCAUGCGUCCAUCCGUGGGUCCGAAGACGGGUCCAUGACGCCUUCGCCGUCGGAGGUCUCGUCGAGCUCGCGCACCCCCUCCCCCAUCUUGAGCAGUCCUGAGCCGCCUCUCUUUGGAUUCAACGGUAUUGAUGGUGGCCACAACUCGCCGUCGCCUCCUGGUCGAAAACGCAAGCGGCGCGGCCAGGAUCUCGAUGACGGUUCUGACGCGGAGCCCUCCACGAGAGUGAACGGGAUGGGCGCCGCAAAAUCUUACGGAGACCAGAUACUGGAAUAUUUUAUCUCUGACUCUAAUCAACUCCCGGACAUACUCAUCAAUCCGCCGGCUGACAUGGACCCGAACAUGGCCAUUGACGACGACGGACACACCGCGCUUCAUUGGGCCUGCGCCAUGGGUCGCAUUCGCAUCGUCAAGUUCCUUCUCUCGGCCGGCGCGGACAUCUUCAAAGUGAACAAAUCCGGACAGACGGCGCUCAUGCGGAGCGUCAUGUUCGCGAACAACUAUGACGUGCGAAAGUUUCCCGAGCUUUAUGAGCUUCUUCACCGAUCGACGCUUAACAUCGACAACUAUAACCGAACGGUUUUUCAUCACAUCGUGGACGUAGCGAUGUCAAAGGGCAAGACGCACGCCGCGCGGUAUUAUAUGGAGACCGUUCUCAACCGCCUGUCGGACUAUCCACGAGAGCUGGCAGAUAUCAUCAACUUUCAGGACGAGGACGGCGAGAGCGCGCUCACGAUGGCGGCGCGGUGUCGGAGCAAGCGACUCGUCAAGAUCCUGAUCGACCACGGCGCAGACCCCAAGGUCACCAACCGGGACGGCAAAAGCACAGAAGACUACAUCUUAGAGGACGAGCGCUUCCGCUCAUCGCCCGUGCUCCCCUCUCGUGCCGCGUCCAUGUCGUUCCGGAAUGCGCAAGCAGCCUAUCCGCCGCCACAGGUGCCGCCGACAUACUCCUUCGCGCCGGCGAACGGCGACAAACCGCCGCUCCAUUACUCUGUGGCUGGCCAGAAGGCCAGCACGCGUUGCGUUACUGACAUGGCCACAAUGCUGGACACCCUUGCUGCGGCGUUCGACAAGGAGCUCCGCGACAAGGAGCGGGACAUGAACCAGGCCCAUGCGCUGCUCAGCAACAUCCAGACGGAGAUCCUAGAGAGCCAGCGGGCGGUCACACAGCUCAAGGAUCAGGCGCAAGGGCUCUCAGAAUCAAAACAGAUGCUGCACGAUCUGGAAGAGGACCUGACUCUCAAGAUGGGCAAGCGAUACCGCCUAGGAUGGGAAAAGUGGGUCAAGGACGAGGAGGAGCGAGAAAAGGCCAUUCGAAAGGCGGCGAACGGGGAGCUCGCGAUCAUUCCCGGGGUCCCUAUUUAUCCUGAGGAGGAGGAUGCCGCUGAGGAUGAGAGCAUGGAGGUUGCAGAAGGUCGCGGAGUCAAGCGGAAAGAACCAACUCAAGAAGAGGUGUCGGACCUACUCGAGCUACACUCGCAAAUUCCGACCGACCCCGAAGGGCUGCGACAGGCGUGCGAGGCGCUGAGAGAGGACCUGGGGAGGCACAAAAAGCGGAGAAAAGACGUGUUCGACGAGUACGUCGCGUUUCAGGCGGAGGCGGGAACAAGUGGCAAGAUGAACGAGUACAGGAGGCUGAUUGCUGCUGGGUGCGGGGGGAUCCCGCCGUCGGAGGUGGACGGGGUGUUGACCAUGCUACUGGAGUCAUUAGAAUCCGAAGAGCCCAGCGCUUCGUCUGUUGGUUGGAGUAGUGCAACGCAGCCUCCGAAACCUGUCCCUGCGGGAUAA